AUGUUUAGUCGGCUGUGCACCACUGCCAGUAGGGCCGUUUCAGGCUGUAGCUUUAGGUGUCGAAAUUUCUCUGCUCUGUCAUACCUUAGCAAGGAUUAUUCUCUACAACAAACCAGAAUCGUUCCGAAAUUAACGACUUUCUACUCGGCCAACCCACAUCAUGAGGACCGCAUUGAUAGACUCGAGACGCUUUUGCGUAAGUAUGUUAAGCUACCCACGAUCCAAGUGGCUCCCAGCGAAAAACCAGCUUGGUUGUCGUUCAGUGAAUAUGCUUUGAUCGGUGGUGGCACGCGUCUAAAGCCCAUUCAGUAUCAACAGUUGAUCACGCUUCUGAACAGACUGCACGCCAUAGAGCCCGAGUUGACCAAUGACGAGAUCACGUUCGAGCUGUCGCAGUAUUUCAAAAAGACCAAGCUCCAGGCCUCGCAGGUCUCCGUGAAGACUCUCGAUGAGUUUGGCAGAAGUGUCGCUGUGGGCCGCAGAAAGACAUCUACGGCCAAGGUCUACCUGGUGAGGGGUUCGGGCGAGGUUCUCGUCAACGGCAGACAGUUGAACGACUACUUCGUUAAGAUGAAGGACCGUGAGUCCGUAGCCUACCCUCUAAAGGUCGUGGAUGGUCUGGGUAAAUAUAACGCUUUCGUGGCCACCUCUGGAGGUGGAGUCACGGGCCAAGCCGAGGCUUCCAUGCAUGCGAUUGCCAAAGCCCUCUUGGUUUUCAACCCUCUGCUCAAACCCAGACUUCACAAGGCCGGUGUCUUGACCAGAGACUACAGACAGGUGGAAAGGAAGAAGCCAGGCAAGAAGAAGGCCAGAAAGAUGCCUACAUGGGUUAAGAGAUGA
Molecule: messenger RNA, 840 nt
Organism: Lachancea meyersii CBS 8951
Lineage: Eukaryota; Fungi; Ascomycota; Saccharomycetes; Saccharomycetales; Saccharomycetaceae
Source: the annotation of a GenBank genome assembly